Molecule: messenger RNA, 1094 nt
Organism: Condylostylus longicornis
Lineage: Eukaryota; Metazoa; Arthropoda; Insecta; Diptera; Dolichopodidae
Product: TNF receptor-associated factor family protein DDB_G0272098-like
Exons: 2
Coding region: 122-973 (283 amino acids)
Biological process (GO): regulation of gene expression; maturation of 5.8S rRNA
Cellular component (GO): nucleolus; exosome (RNase complex)
Molecular function (GO): DNA binding; RNA binding
Source: RefSeq, a predicted model, not a curated record
UUUUAAUAUUAUUUUCAUUGCCUGUACUUAACUUGAAGUAUAAUUAAUUUUUUCAAUUUUAUUAGCAAAUUUUGAUAAGUCAAAUAUUAUGGUAUAUUAAGAUUUUAAAAUAAAAGCAAACAUGGAUUUCGGUGAAUUAAAAGAUGACAAAAAUUUCGUGGAAAAUGUAACAAAUUUUGCUAACUCCAUCAAACAAAUUGAUGAAGAGGUCACAAAAUGUAUUGAAUUUCGGCAUUAUGAUAAAUUAACGACUGAAGAAAAGGUAAAGUUCGACUUAUUUUUAUCAUAUACCAUGAAUUCUCUAUAUUGGAUGUAUGUAAAGUUGCAAGGAAUGGAUCCAAAUGAACAUGGGAUAAAAAAUGAAAUUUCAAGAGUACGACAAGCGAUGAUACGUAACAAACAAGUUUAUGAAAGUAAAACUUUACGUCCAACUGUAGAUAAAGAAGCAGCAGGUAGAUUUAUUAAACAUGGCAUACAUUAUAGGGAAGACAGAAAUCAAAAUGACGAACAUUCUAAUGUGAAUAUAAUAAAUGAAGAUACAAACCAAAAAAAUAUCAGUAGCACAAUUCCAAUAGAAAUUGAAAAUGAAAAUCAAAUGGAACUUGAGGAAACUAUAAAAGUUCAAAAUUUAGAAAAUGUUGAAAAUGUAAAUAGUGAAAGUAUAAAAACCCAUGAUGUAGAAAAUACAUCCAAUCAAAUUGACGAAAAUAUAGAAGAUCAAGAUGAAGAACCUGGAAAAUUUGUUAGAAUAAGAAAAGAAGAUAUUGCUGAAAACGUAAGUGAGAAUGAUUCAUGUAAUAUUGAAGGUGAUGACACAAUUUAUUCUGUAAGUGAUACUUCUGACAAUGAAAAGCCAAUUGUAAAAAAAUUAAAGAACAAUAAUAAUGGUAUAAUUGAAAUGAAUACUUCAAAGAAAGAUUCAAGUCUUAAAAAGAAAAAAAAGAAAAAACGUAAAAAUAUGGGUUUAAAGUGAAAAACUUUUUUAAAACUUUAAGUAAUAAAAUAAUAAAAAUUUGCAUAUAAUAAGUACGACGAAAUUAAAAUUAAAUUUGACAUAUGGAUAAAUCAAAAUAAAGGUUUAAUGAAUUAAAAUA